AUGAUGCCCGAUAAAAAUAAAAUUCAAUUGGCUUAUUUAUAUUUCAUACCGAAACCACAUAAAACAGGUACUCCGUUACGACCCAUUGUUUCUGGUAUGAAUACACCAACAACAAAAAUAUCAAAAAUGCUUGAUAGAUUAAUUCGGCCGUUAUUUGAUCAAUACGUUAAGCAGGCAACAAUCAUAGACGGUGUUCAUCUUAUUCGUCAACUAGACAAAUGUGUUAGUCUCGGCCUUUUAAAGCCUACCACUCAUUUAUGUACAUUUGAUAUAACUGAUCUUUACACUAUGCUACCACAAGAAGAAUCAAUAGCGAUUUUGAAACAAUUUCUUAUUCGAUUCAAUCAAACGCAUACGAGAGGAAUGUCAAUUAAUACUAUAGAAAGCUUAGCUCUUAAAGGGGGUGCAAUGGGAUCACCGUUUACUCUAACCUUAGCUAAUAUAUUUAUUUGGCAUUGGGAACAGAAAUUAGUCGAAAAACAGAAAGCUUCUAAUGAAUUAUAUGGCCGAUAUAUCGAUGAUAUAUUUUUAACUUCCAACGAUUCUAUCGAAAGUCUACAUGAUAUGUUAGAAAACGCUAACAACUAUCAUUUGAAUAUUAAACUAACUCGUGAAGUAGGCAGUUGUGUUUCUUUUCUUGACGUCCAGAUCAAUAAUCAAGAUGGAAACCUGAUCACGUCAGUCUAUCAUAAAGAAGCAAGUGAACCUUAUAUUGUGCCAUUUAAAUCUGACCAUCCUCGUCAUAUAUUCGAGAAUAUUAUAACAACUUCUCUUCUUCGAGCAAUUCGUUACUUCUCAACAUUACAAACAUUUAAUCAUGAAAUACGAGCGUUAAAACUAAUGCUACUUUAUAAUAGCUUUCCAUCACGAUAUAUACGCCAUUAUUUGAAAAAAUUCUUUCAACAGUUAUCUGCUACAUCGAUUUCUAUUCUACCAAUGAUUCACGAUGAAAAUGAGUACGUCCUACUACGAACUAAACUGUUAUCGAAACCGACAGCGAGUGAACAUGCACGAGCAUCAAGAAUUGCAACAACACUUGACAACAAACGUCAAAACAUAACAGUUGACCCUUUAGUGCAUACUAAAGUAUAUAAAAGUCAAAACAGCACCGUUUUCAACUGUCCGAUCAUUAUUCAUUACACACAUGAAAACCGGUAUGCUCAUUAUAAAUCUACCAUACAUAAAGCUUGGUUCGAAUCAUUUUAUCGAACACCGAUCAUGACGACAAAACUGAUCGUUGGAUCUCGGAACAAUCCAAACCUAACCAAAGAACUAGUACGACAUAACCCAAGCAAACUCCACAACCGAUAA
Molecule: messenger RNA, 1311 nt
Organism: Rotaria socialis
Lineage: Eukaryota; Metazoa; Rotifera; Eurotatoria; Philodinida; Philodinidae
Source: the annotation of a GenBank genome assembly